Messenger RNA from Pneumocystis murina B123, 1530 nucleotides. RefSeq lists its product as hypothetical. Gene Ontology annotation, molecular function: magnesium ion transmembrane transporter activity. Gene Ontology annotation, cellular component: membrane. Lineage: Eukaryota; Fungi; Ascomycota; Pneumocystomycetes; Pneumocystales; Pneumocystaceae. The record is from RefSeq and is a predicted model, not a curated record. The transcript has 10 exons. Gene Ontology annotation, biological process: magnesium ion transport. Bases 1 to 1530 code for a protein of 509 amino acids.
AUGAAUAAAAAGCUGAUAGGCUUUCUUUUAGCACUUGCAUCUGGAUUUUUUAUUGGUACAAGUUUUGUUAUUAAAAAAAAAGGGCUAUUAGAUACAACCCGUAGUAGGGGAUUGGUCGCAGGACAAGGCCAUGCAUAUCUUAAGAAUGGGAUUUGGUGGACAGGAAUGAUUAUAAUGAUUAUUGGGGAACUAUGCAACUUUAUUGCGUAUGCAUUUGCAAGUGCGAUUCUUGUUACACCUUUGGGUGCGAUGAGUAUUGUAGUAUGUUCAGUGGGAUCGAGUAUAUUUUUAAAAGAACGGCUUUCAUUUGUAGGAAAAGUUGGAUGUGGAUUUUGUAUAAUUGGAGUAUGUAUGAUUGUGAUAAAUGCGCCGGAGCAAGAUUCAUUGGAGAAAAUUCAGGAAGUGGCAAAAGAGAUGAUUUCUGUAGUAUUUCUGUCUUAUACAGCGAUCGUUUUUUUUAUAUGUUUUAUUAUUGGAGUAUGGAUUGGCCCUCGAUGGGGAAAUAAGAGUGUAUUUGUGUAUAUUUCUAUAUCUUCUUUAGUUGGUGGUAUUACAGUCGUUUGUACUCAGGGUUUUGGUAUGUCUAUUGUUAGUGCAAUUUCAGGUGUUCCUGACCAAUUAACCCAUUGGUUUUUGUAUUUUCUUGGAAUUUCUAUUAUUAUAAUGAUUUUAGUCGAAAUUAAUUAUUUAAAUAAAGCGUUAAAUAUAUUUAAUACAGCUAUUGUUACUCCUAUUUAUUUUACCUAUUUUACGACUUGUACAAUUGUUUCAACAGCUGUAUUACAUCGAGGUUUUCACGGACCACCCAUUUCAAUUGUAGAUGUAUUUCUUGGUUUUUUGACUAUCGUUGGAGGCAUUAUACUUCUUCAAUUUUCCAUUGGAGCAGAUAAUACAUCAGAUACUGAUAUGUUGUCUACUGAUUUAUCCAACAUUCAAAAAGCAGUAGAUGCAGUUACUGAUGCAGAUAUUUUGGAUCCAGGCCCUGCUGCUAUUAGAGGCACAUUUAGUUUUAGACAGAUGGAUCGGAAGUUUAGCGAAACUAGUUCAAAUAAUUUUAUGAGACGUAUUAGUUAUUCUUCUGUUGAAUUUCAGAAAUUUACUUUACAAUCUUCAUUUCUUUCGGAAAAAAAUCAUAUAAAUUCAAAAAAUAAUACUGAAAAAAUUCCCACUUUUUCACAAAGUUUAACUACUAAAACUCAUGAUUUUGAUACUCAUAACAAUACCACUUUUUCUUCACAAUUAUCAAUUCAAAAACAACCUCUUCAAAAAAAUGAAUAUUAUUCCGAAAAACCAAAUAAAGAUAAAGAUAAGGAUAAAGAUAAUAUAUGCAACUUAUCCAAGUUUAUAUCUCAUUCAGCCGACGAUUUUUUGUAUUUCAUUUACAAAUAUUUAUUAUUCGCUCGUGUAACUGUACAUCAUGACACUUUUCCAACAAACAUGCACACCGAUUUUCACAAUAAAAAACUUGUGUACCAACAAUCAACUACAUCUAAUACUGAUAAUGACAUCUCUCAUUUGCAUGUGCCAUAA